AUGGAUGAAUUAAUAGAAAUUUUAAUUGAGUUGGAAGGCGAACCGUUUUUGAACGUGUUUAUUGAAAGCGGUCUAACUACGGAAUCAUUGAAGCUCCUAAAGCCAAGCCAUUUGGAUACAUUGAUCGACACAUCGCAGUUUGGACCAAGGGUAAUUUUUGAGCAUAAUCUGCUCAAUUGGCAAGCGCAACAGGGAAUAAAAACACAAGCCAUUCACACUGAGGCAUGCGCUUUAUUGGCAAAUGAAUAUCGUGGCGAGGAAUCUUUUGAAGCAAUACUCAGUAAGUCGGCGGGUGGAUCACAAAUCCUGAAAUACUAUGCGCAAAAAAAGUGUCUCACUCCAAAGUAUAGGAAACUUCUAGCUGCAACAGUUGCAAAUUAUUUUAUUUCUGCUGAAGUACAUCCAAACCGUAAAACAUUUGAAGCUUUCGCCAAUAAAAUUGUGGAUUUAUUUACAAGUGAAUCUAAAGUCUGA
Messenger RNA from Anastrepha obliqua, 474 nucleotides. RefSeq lists its product as uncharacterized. The coding region runs from base 1 to 474 and encodes 157 amino acids. NCBI's taxonomy places the organism in Eukaryota, Metazoa, Arthropoda, Insecta, Diptera, Tephritidae. The transcript has 4 exons. The record is from RefSeq and is a predicted model, not a curated record.